Messenger RNA from Nothobranchius furzeri (turquoise killifish), 3543 nucleotides. It is a transcript of the gene igfbp5b, whose product is annotated as insulin-like growth factor binding protein 5b. Lineage: Eukaryota; Metazoa; Chordata; Actinopteri; Cyprinodontiformes; Nothobranchiidae. The record is from RefSeq and is a predicted model, not a curated record. Gene Ontology annotation, cellular component: extracellular region. Gene Ontology annotation, biological process: regulation of insulin-like growth factor receptor signaling pathway. Gene Ontology annotation, molecular function: fibronectin binding; insulin-like growth factor II binding; insulin-like growth factor I binding.
AAGGCAAGGCAGGUCUCCAGUUGAUCAGUCUGCUCAGGAAACCUGUGGUGGAGAAAGUACUGAAGAGGGGGACCGAUUUGAAACCGAUGCGCCUGCUGAGGUCACCACCUCCACACAAUUCUUUAUUUCUCACUAUAUGUAAUAUUUUUUAUCUUUUGUUCGCGGAGCGCAAAGCCUGACAUUACUGCGUUUUUUGAGCAGAUAGCGGAACUCUUGGCUCAGGACUGUUGGCUCAAACUGUAAAGAUCGGAUUAUCUGCCUGAGACGGUGCGUCCGUUUAGACCGGCGCGUUUUAACUGGGACGAUGCUUCUGAGUUUCUGCCUCUUGGUGACUUUCAUCCUGGAGGUGUCCCGGUGCAGGGCAUCAUACGUCCCCUGCGAGCCCUGUGAUGAGAAGGCGCUGUCCAUGUGUCCCCCGGUUCCCGUGGGGUGCCAGUUGGUGAAGGAGCCGGGCUGCGGCUGCUGCCUGACGUGCGCCCUGGUCGAGGGGCAGGCGUGCGGCGUUUACACCGGGACCUGCACCAAGGGGCUCCGCUGCCUGCCGAGGAGCGGAGAGGAGAAGCCCUUGCACGCGCUCCUCCACGGCAGAGGAGUGUGCACCAACGAGAAGGGAUACAAACCUGCCCUCCCGUCCUCAGAUCGUGAAUCACGAGAGCACGAGGAGACCAUAACUCCAGAAAACAUAGGAGAGCUGCAGCCAGUCAAGGUGCCACUUAACCCCAUUGACAGGGUGAACAGUAAAAAAGUCAUUGCAGCGCGCAAGGACAAGAGGAGGACACUCGGCAAGCAGCGCUCCCUAGGCCCCACGGUGGAUUACUCCUUUAUGGCCCUUGAAAAGCAUGAGCCCGAGUUUGGUCCCUGCAGGAGAAAACUAGACGGGAUCAUUCAUGACAUGAAGGACACCUCUCGUGUGAUGGCUCUGUCUCUGUACCUCCCCAACUGCGACAGAAAAGGGUUCUUCAAGCGCAAGCAGUGCAAACCUUCCCGCGGCCGCAAACGAGGCAUCUGUUGGUGUGUGGAUAAAUACGGCCUUCAGAUCCCAGGAACGGUCUAUAGCGGAGGGGACAUUCAGUGCAAAGACCUGGAGAGCAGCAACAACGAGUGAGGAAGACCCCCCAAGCACCACCACCCCCCAUCCUGUAACCACCACAUGACCCAGAGCCCAUGCCUCUUCUCUGAAUCACACCUGUAUGCUCCACCCCCUCUUCACUUUGAGACUUUUUUUGUUAAAAGAUGGAAAAACAAUUCCAGACUUACAGAGCAGGAAAAAUGAAAACUUUUUUUUGUUCCCUUUCUGAACGAGUGGGGAAAAUCCAGACCCUUUAUAGCGGAAACACAUGCGUGGAAUGGAUAUAAAACGUGUCGGGUAAAUGAACAAUUGGCAGCAAUAUUUUAAAAAUUAAGAAAAGUGCAUUUGGGUUUGUGGUUUCGUCAGAGCACUUAUAAAAAAGGUGAACCCGCUUAGAAAUGUAAAUGUGUGUUUGAGCGUGUGAGCAUGUGUACAGCGUGAGCAUGUGGUGUGUGACUUCUUUUCUCUUCUGUAUAUUCUUGAAACAAGUUUUGCAAAAGCGCUUGACGUGGUCUUGGGGCUGGCCUUUUUCUUUCGUAGAAAAGAACGAUUUUUUGGGACACGGAGCAUUCAUGACGAAUAAAUCCAUCUUUGCAGAUGAACUCGUGCAAUGCGGCUCUCCGACUUCAUAGCUAGCCUGAAAAGCCAACUGUGCCUAUCUGAGCAGACACUGCCAUGCAGAGAGACCGAGCAGAGAGAGCUCCCUCUACUGGUGAAAAAAAAGACUUUCAGCUUCAGCCAUGGGACUAGAGUUUGAAUUCAGCAUUUUUUUUUAAACUUAAUUUUUUCCCCUCGAUCAAACUUGCCAGUCAGGCUGGUUUCUUCUCUAACUGGUUUGUGUGAAGUGUUCUUUUGCAUGGUUUUGUUUGUGCCGUUUUCUUUGCCUUCAGUGAAGUAAAGACUACCCACAUUUGAGCCACGUUUCCCCUCAAAACUUAUGGUUUAAAUAUGACUGUUUUCCUUUUUUCCUGUAGAAACAAAAACAUGUCAAUUAUGUAAAUGCCUGUAAAUGUAAGUCCUAGUAAUCGAGUUGUCUACUGGGUAACACAGAGACGGAGUUACUGCUUUUGUCUCAGUGGAGCACAUUUAAAAAACAAAAAUCUCACCAUAAACACAGGGUCUGUGGAAAUCAGUGCCUUUCUUUGUAAAAGUGAAUUUAACGAUGAAUGUGACAUCCUUUGAAGAGGGAAUUCUGAAGCUAAUGGCUAAUCCAAGACUAAAGAUGAGACAGUCUGAAAACAUUUAUUUUAUAAACCAUACUUUAUGAACAUUUCUGCCAUUGUGAACUUAGCAUUACGUAGUUAUUCUUGCGGAAAUUAUGAUUUUCCCUCCAGAAGCUGCUUAUAUAAAUCAUGCGGCAUUAGCGUGUUAGCAUUAUAUUAAAAACCUGUUUCUCUAAACUGAGGCCAUCUAAAGACAAACAUGAACGAGAUCUGAAUCAUCUUUUUAAAUUCCCGUGAAAUUACAGAUCCUAUUCUGAUGUCUACAUGUACAAAACGUCAGAUAAAUUUAAGACAAUGACUCAGUUUCUUUUACAAUAAACAAAGAUUCUUGUUUUUCUUUUUUAUCUGUGGGAUGCUUUAAAGCCAUUUUUCUGCAAAUACAAGUGAAAAAAUGCACAUCUGACGGUAAAGCUACCAAAUGUCCACUUUAAAAAAAUCAGCUUGCACUUAUUUCAUUUACUUACUGUUGAGAAAGACACCCUAAGAGGUUGUUUUGUGAAGUUUCAACAAGAACUAGACGUGUUCUCAUGCUCUCCUUUAAGGGAUUGGGUGAUUUUAAAUGACAGGGGCUGUUAAAAGCUCAAGCCUGGGACCUUUAAUAUUGAAAAAAAAAAUUGGGGGGGGGGGGACACAUGAAAGUAUCUCAAGAAGAAACGUUCUCACUGCCUGUUGCACAACAGCUGACGCGUGCGGGGGGGGGGGGGGGGGGGGGCUUUAUCAGGGCUUAGCCACUCACCCGAUGUGGGGUCACCAAUUGCAUGCAUCCUUACAUACAGUUAGUGAAGCAGAUUCAGGGUCAGGAGAAAUCCGUGGAAUUUAAACUGCAACUAGGAGCUCAACCUUUGAGGAUGAAACAUCUGGAAGUUUUAUUUUUAUUUGGUUGGUGCUCUUUGUGCACGUUUCCUCAUAUUUCCUGUCUCCUACUUGGUUUAAACUCAUGUUCCAUGAUUCAGUAGGAUAGUAAUGACAGUUCAGCUUUUAGUCUGAGUACUUAACACUUUUGGUUGUAGACCAGCGGCACAAUUGGGUUUCAUAAUUUGGUGUUCACAGACCCAUCGGCGGCAGGAGGACAGCAGGAAGCAAUGGUCAGUAUUUGGAGCUACAUAAGAAAUAAAAAAGACAAAAAAUCUCAAAUUAUGAAAGUAUCACUGUGUAAUAUUUAUUCAACUUGUAAUUUAUGUACUCUUUUUAACCUUUGUCUUUUUUGUUAUGACAAAGCAUUUAUUUAAAUAAAGUUAUGUAUUCAUUUAA